This is a messenger RNA of Phytophthora nicotianae INRA-310, 2886 nucleotides long. RefSeq lists its product as hypothetical. The transcript has 5 exons. NCBI's taxonomy places the organism in Eukaryota, Oomycota, Peronosporomycetes, Peronosporales, Peronosporaceae. The record is from RefSeq and is a predicted model, not a curated record. Bases 1 to 2301 code for a protein of 766 amino acids.
AUGGACCGCCUGCAUCAAGAACUGGCAACGCUGCCCGGGCUAGCGCACCUUUCGGCUUCACAGCUGCGCGAUAUGCCAUGGAGAGUCAAGGAGAUGGUGUUUGUAGCACUCUUUCGAGAGCAAGUGUCUUCAAGUACAGUAGCGGACGAACUGUAUAUCAAGAACAGAGAUCGUAAAUUGGAGCGUAAGGCGGACAAGCUGCUCGACGACGUAGAUCGAGCUGCGGCGCGGAAGAAGGAGGAGAGCUAUCGAGCGGACUUUAUGCAAGUGACUGCUGCGGAGCUGGCGAGACUGGGAGCGCCGGCGUUGAUUACGUGGCAGAAGCUUGUGUUUGACAAGGAAUGCUGCGCACAGGCGUUUCGACUGUUGCUUACGCGGAUCAAAUCGUCGCGACGGAGUGUGGCUAGCGGAGUUAGCAUCAAUAGUUCAUCACUACUUGCAGCACGCUAUGCUGCUGGGUCGCGUCACAGCGAAAGAAGUCGACAUGGAAGUGACAAUAAUGCACUGGAUAACGAUGAUCAUGGAGAAAAACAAAACGACACCACUGAAAAUGAAGAAGCUGAAGAUCGCAUUAGGUUUCCCCCUUUGAAACCGACUCCAGAUCCCGUUCGUCGGCUCUCAGCUACUCGAAAGAAAGGAGUCAGCUCUACUUCCCGGUCCACCACCAGCAACAAGAGCAUAGGGCUGGAUUGGAACUUUGACACAACGAUUGACACACCUCCUGAAGAAGACGAGCUUCACGAUGAUACUAUCCAUAGGUCAUCUGAGAGAACCACCCAGAUAGAGCGAACGAUCCGUCACCAGACAGGAGCUGGUAUUUCAAUCGAGCGGACAUUCCCAAGCAAGGCGUCGUCCUUUGCGUCGAAGUUCAGAAAGAACGCGUUGCAAGCCUUGCAAGAAGAAAACACCGCGUUAUCAAGCGAGAAUGCCAAAUUGCGGGACGAAGUGAAGCAACUGGAGGCUCUGAAUGUCGUGCUCCAGUGUGACAAUUCCAACAACAGAAUGCUGGAUGUUCAUCUGGAUUCAGUCGAGUUUGCGCAGAAACGAAUGAGACUAUUGCAGGCACAGAACGUACAACUUCAGCGACAAGUAACUCUACUACAAGAGGCAAUGCAGGCCCAUGAAAACGCCGAAACGAAUUUGAUGUCUGCGCUGAACAACUGGCGCGAUGUGAUUGAAGCUGCAAAGGAAGAAGCUAGAGCUGCUGGUGCCGACCAGAACGCGACAGACUCACCGACUGAGCCAGAAGAGACUGGAACUCGACAGCCCAUCAAGUGGGUGUUGGCUGUGCCUGAUACACUCCUGGAUGAACUGAAGCGAGUGGAAGGACAGAUUCGAGGAGCAUCAAAGGCUGCGAAUGCCUGUUUCGAGACAAAGCUCCGUGUGAGUCCGUUGUCAGCCUCAUUCUUGCGUAUCGAGGACACUUCGCUAAAGAUGAGUGAGAUCUACAAUGGAGGACCAUUGAGUCUGGCACACCUACGAAUUGAAAGAGUGAAGCAGCUAGAGAAUGCGCUUGCCUCUGUGUCAACGCAGCUGGACGAAUUGAGUGCUCAAGUGUUGCAGCGUUUCCCUCCGAAAGUCUCAACCACUGAUCCACUGCGCUCGCGUGCGUAUGAACUGGGAAGGAGUGUGCGAGAAUUGCUUCUUGAAGUUGGGGCUUUUGGUGUUGUGGUGCCGACGCCGUCGACUAAAAAUGCUGCUGCAAUAAUCGAUGAGGGUGUUACAAUUGGAGAUAUUAUGAAGGUGCUGUCGUUGACUACAGGAAGAGGAUCACAAGGUGUGAAAGAUCGCGAGAAGCAAGCAAAAAUGAUGCUGAAGCAGCUUCAUGCAAGGCAUGCUGCUAUUACGAACAACCUGGUUGCCGCUCGGAGGGAGGCAGAGUACUGGCGAACUGCUUGGCUUACGCAGGAUGAUAUUCUCCGCAGGUUGGCCAAGCGUGUACGUAACCUUGGACAGAAGAAGGUGGAGUGGUGUCAGCAUUAUUUAUUGAUUCCCAUGGUGAACUUAUCUGAGGUGUUUACCUCGUUUCAACAAGCCUAUGAUGAGAACACAACUCGUCCGAAUCCGUACUUGCCGCUACUAGUGGAGACUUUGAGCAUGGAACACCCGAUGCUGCAGGAUGCACUGCAACAGUGGCGCGAGUAUUCGAAGGAUGUUCAACUGAAGAUGGAUGAGUUGAUUGCCGACUACGAAGCCAACCGACUUGUUCUCCUCGCGUCUUCAGAUGAUCCGGCUACGUCAGUGUCCACAUUGGACGCCGAUACCCUCUCCUGUACGAGUCAACAAGUUCCAGUACGUUGAGCGUAAAUAACAGAGUGACGCGUUUGGUGAGAGCUCAGCUUUCUGAAACUUCAGCUUCGCUCUGUGGGAAUGUUUUCCAAUGCGACCAUAAUAGAGUCGUCAAGUGUGCACACGAGAACCGUGACGUUUGGCGGGCCUGGAAGAUCGUGGAGCCCUGUGCAAGUGCUACCACCACCCAACUACAGUGAGCACCGGAACAACGUAACGCUCUUGCGGGCAAGGAUCGCCAUAGUUUUGUUCUUGAGCUUGUGAGGUGCGGAAAGACUCCGGCAGAUAUCGAGCACAUCACGAUCAGCAUCUUCGAUGCUCCACUUGCUACUGCCGAAUGAGAAACCGUAGACACGGUAGCCAGGACCGCGUUGGGCUCCCGCAUUUCGCUUUGGUCACACUUAUCGAGCAUCUUAUUCUGCUGACACAACCAGGAGUAUCGCCGGUCAAUUCAUUUGAAUCUUGUCGCCGAUCAUUUGAAGUGUUUGGCGCCAGCAUUUCAUGUGUUAUACCAACAACAACAAAAACAUCAGGAUACCAUACCUGGUAAAUUUUCAUCUAAUGUAAAUUCUAUUUGAUCGGUUGUCGACAUUCCCC